Molecule: messenger RNA, 1984 nt
Organism: Ylistrum balloti
Lineage: Eukaryota; Metazoa; Mollusca; Bivalvia; Pectinida; Pectinidae
Product: Golgi-associated PDZ and coiled-coil motif-containing protein-like
Exons: 9
Coding region: 1-1386 (461 amino acids)
Biological process (GO): negative regulation of protein localization to cell surface
Cellular component (GO): membrane; trans-Golgi network transport vesicle; Golgi apparatus
Molecular function (GO): transmembrane transporter binding
Source: RefSeq, a predicted model, not a curated record
AUGGCAGCCACUUUGUCAUUUCGCUGGCUUGAAAUUCUCGAAAAGGAGUUCGAUAAAUCAUUUGUUGAUUUGGACUUACUACUUGGAGAGAUAGAUCCAGACCAAUGUGAACUCACUUUUGAAGGGCGUCAAAAAAUGACAGCAUUAAGUGCCGCAUUCGCUCAAUUGUGUCACAAAUCACAAACCAUUUUUCAGUCAAAUGCCAAAAUAGAAGCACAACUGUUGGAUAUGAGAUCCAGCUUAGCCCAGAUUAAAGCCUCUAAGACAAUGCUAGAGAAGGAACUGGGCGAUGUUUUACUCCAGCUACACUCAUCCGAGUUACAAAGACAAGCAGAGAAAGGUGUGGAAAUUGACUCCUCGGUCAUCAAAAAGAAAGUGGAAGAGGAAAUGGAAAAGAGAAAAUCUAAAACAUCUAAUUUACUCAUAAUGGAGUCGGAGAUGGCUGAACUUCGACGAGAAAACGAUGAACUUCGUCAGUAUGUGUUGGCGCUACAAGGAGAAGUGUAUGGGGCAAGGCUUGCAGCAAAGUACCUGGAUAAGGAGCUGGCAGGGAGAAUACAACAAAUUCAGCUGCUGGGAAGAGAUAUGAGAGGAGCAGAGCAUGAUCGGCUAUGGAACCAACUGGAGGCUGAGAUCCAUCUCCAUCGCCACAAAACAGUGAUAAGGGCAUGUCGUGGACGAACUACACGCAAAAAGAAGCUUCCUGUUCCUGCAGGACAUGACUUCCAAUCACUCAGGAAACAGCAUGGACUGGGAGAUGUUCGUAAGGUCGUUCUUAACAAAGGGGAAGAUGAUGGACUGGGGUUGUCCAUAACGGGAGGUAAAGAACAUGGUGUUCCUAUUUUGAUAUCGGAGAUCCACGAGGGACAGCCAGCGGAGAGGUGUGAGUCACUUUAUGUAGGUGACGCUAUCUUAUCAGUGAAUCAAAUAGACCUACGCAAUGCCAAACAUGCUGAGGCUGUUCAAGUGUUGUCACAACAGCAAGGGGAGAUAGAAUUGGAGGUCAUGUUCGUCGCACCAGAUGAAGACAGCGACGAAGAUAAUAAUGAGUAUGAUGAUGAAAAUGGCUUUCGUUACCGUAUCUAUGAUGAGGAGGUACUAAGCAGUGGUAGUGAGGUUGACCGUCGAGAACAAAACAAGAUGCAUCAGUCAGGGUCGGCAUCAGCUGAUGGUCAGCCAAUGUCACCAUCUACCCCGAAGUCUCCCAUGUCAACAAAUACUAGUCCUGGAAGGCCAACUUUAGGGAGCAAUUCUCCUCAAAAGAGCCCUAUACGUGAGAAUGGACCACAUAGCCCAGAACAACUUCAAGUUGGCUCACUGCAGUCCAAUAAUAUACAGGGGGAGGGGCCAGAGGAAGCCCCAACAUUCAACAGUGACUAUCGAUAGGCCCCAGACAUGCAUAAUCUACUUUAAUUUAAUAUCAUGUGUUUUUAUUGUGUAAUCAAGAGGGAUCAAUCUUACUAUUAAAGAUGGAGCCAAGGUUUGUCCAGGUUUAGUUACAGUAAAAUCUAGCUUUAUCUGUCAUGUUUUUUGAAAGGAAAUCUUUUCAUUAAAAAAUUGAAAUAAAUUGGAUGAUAAAUCAUGAUCUGCUGUGCAUGAACUUGACCCUAAAAAGUCACACCAAAUUUGUGUUAGAUCUGUAAAAGGGAGAAGUCAGGAAAAAUACCCUGCCACCACUGGGGUUCAAACUAGUGACCCUUCAGUCUCUUGCCGGACACUAUUGCUUGAAUGAAGGAAAAUUCCCACUAGCCAAGACAUGUAAAGUGACCUGUACUCUCAACUUCUACAGAACUAAAACAGUCAUGAGAAUCUCCACUAGUUUGUACUAAGAUCAUGUCAAUGUUGCCAGUGGUGAUAACCUGGUAAACAUGUGAUAUGCUUUUAUAAAAAUUGUUACUGAUUGUAAAUUGAUAUAUAACUAUUCAUUUGUUGGAUAAUCCUUGGCUUUAUCAGGGCUUUACAGUGUGAACAAGACUUUGGAGAA